AUGAUUCGGGAUCAGGACCCCACAAGUCAAUUCCAAGCACUUGAAAUACUUCAUCGGGUGGUACUACGUGGCGGUAUUAACGAAGCUAUUUGUAUGCAUGCUGUGUAUUACAGUAUUUGGAGAAAAUUUGGUGUUUUACCAGAAAGGUUCAACUGGCAUGUGAACAUGCCUGAUGGUAAUUUUUAUCCAUUGAGACCAGAAUUUGUAGAAGCAACAUAUUUUCUUUUUCAAGCAACAAAAAAUCCAUUUUAUUUGCAUGUUGAUCGUGAUAUAAUAGAAAAUUUGAACUACUACACAAAAGUCGAAUGUGGAUAUGCAACCGUACACGAUCUAAAUGAUAAAACAUUGGAAGAUCGAAUGGAAAGUUUUUUCUUAAGUGAAACAUGUAAAUAUUUGUAUCUGCUUUUUGACGAAGACAAUUAUUUGAACAAACAGGGUGCUAAUCAUUAUAUAUUCACAACGGAAGCUCGUCCAAAAAUUUGGCUUCGUGACUCUUUUCUUUUAUGA
Molecule: messenger RNA, 507 nt
Organism: Didymodactylos carnosus
Lineage: Eukaryota; Metazoa; Rotifera; Eurotatoria; Philodinida; Philodinidae
Source: the annotation of a GenBank genome assembly